Papaver somniferum (opium poppy) is the source of this 1203-nucleotide messenger RNA. RefSeq names its product short-chain dehydrogenase TIC 32, chloroplastic-like. The record is from RefSeq and is a predicted model, not a curated record. The coding region runs from base 77 to 1063 and encodes 328 amino acids. The transcript is spliced from 8 exons. Lineage: Eukaryota; Viridiplantae; Streptophyta; Magnoliopsida; Ranunculales; Papaveraceae.
AUUUCACACGACAAUUCUUACUUAUUCUAUAAACCAUUGAUCCUGCUCAAUAUGAAAAGUUUGUGAACCUUAAGAGAUGGGUAACUGGAACUGGUUCUCGAAAGCUGGUCCUUCUGGUUUUAAGUCUUCCUCUACAGCUGAAGAAGUCACCGAGGGGAUUGACGCUACAGGCCUCACUGCAAUUGUCACAGGUGCCACAAGUGGGAUUGGGAAGGAAACAGCAAGAGUGUUGGCUCUAAGAGGUGUGAAAGUAAUUAUACCUUCAAGAAACUUGGAGAAUGGUUUGAAGACAAAAGAAAUGAUCCUCCAAGAAAAUCCUAAAGCAAAGCUUGAUGUCAUGGAGAUGGACUUAACAUCCAUCAAAUCCAUCACUUCUUUUGCUAAAUCCUUUAAUUCUUCCAAACAACCCUUAAAUAUUCUCAUAAAUAACGCGGGAAUAAUGGCUUGUCCAUUCCAGCUCUCCAAAGAUGGAAUAGAGCUGCAAUUUGCUACCAAUCACCUAGGACAUUUCUUACUGACGAAAUUGUUAAUGGAUAAGCUUAAAACCACAGCUAAGAAAUCAGGCAUAGAAGGAAGAAUAGUUAAUGUGUCCUCCACUGCUCACAGAAGAUUGUUUGUGAAGGAGGAUUCUUUGCUUGAUCUCGAGAUCAUUAAUAAUCCAACCAAGUACUCAAGAUAUGAUGCUUAUUGUAGAUCCAAGCUUGCAAAUGUUCUACAUGCAAAUGAGUUAGCUAGCGUUUUGCAGGCAGAGAAAGCUAACGUGACGGCAAAUUCUCUACACCCUGGAGUUAUACCCACUAAUUUAUUUCAAUUCAUGAACUUUAGAGGCAUUCCGUUGCCGGUACUAGGAGCAUUGGGGAAGCCUUUCAUGAAGAAUAUACCCCAGGGUGCAUCGACAACUUGUUAUGUUGCACUUCAUCCUGAUCUGAAAGGUGUUACUAGAAAGUAUUUUAAUGAUUGCAAUGAAAAACUUCCUUCACCACAAGCUCAAGACAAGGAUUUGGGGAAAAAACUUUGGGACUUCAGCACAGAUUUGCUUAAUAAUCUCAACAGAAGAAAAUGAGAACCAAAUGCAUGUAAUUUGAAGCAUACUAUUAUACCACAAAACCAUCUUGCAUUUUUUCAUCAACUUAAAAUCACAGUUUCUGAUUUUAAUGGCAUUUUUAAUACAUAUCAGUAAGUAGCUGCGCUCGCAUGUUUAAA